AUGGCCAGGAAAAUCCUCAGUCUGGGCUUUCUAUCACUUCUGGCCUUCUCACCCUACUUCGUUUUGGCUACGGGUCGUGAAGAAUGCUACAAUGAUAUCGGCAAAUUACAGCUCAUCGGCUCGUCUAUAUACCUGUCUCUAGGCCUAUGCCUGGAGAAGUGCCAGGAAAAAGGCUACUCCGUGUACGCCAUGCAGACUGAGAAAUGCUUCUGUGGACACAAAUUACCUCCAGCCAAUGCCAAACUUUCACUCGAAGAAUGCAACGUACCGUGCCCCGGCUAUCCAGCCCAUAAAUGCGGAGGCGAAAAUACUUGGACUGUUGUCUCUGACAGCGACUCGACUGCUCAUGAACAACCUAAACUACGUUCUCCCGAAUCGAAGACUGUCUCGGCAUCUGAGACUAUAAGGACUCUGAACGUGAACCCCACAGUCAUACAAACAGGCAUUGCUGCUGAGACCAGUGUCCCAAGUAGCAUCUUGACUGCCCCGACCACAGGUCCUAAGAAUGCUGAAGUUGCUCAAGCUCUCGCCGUGUCUUCAUUGUCAGCCUCGCCUAGUUCACCAACUGUGAGUUCGUCCAACGCUGUUGUUCCGACUCGCCCGGCGUCUUUGGGGUCCGUUGUGGGGGCGAUUUUCCUACCAUUGGUCCUCUUGUCUUGA
Messenger RNA from Aspergillus tanneri, 660 nucleotides. Its product is annotated as WSC domain-containing protein. The transcript is spliced from 2 exons. Gene Ontology annotation, cellular component: plasma membrane. Bases 1 to 660 code for a protein of 219 amino acids. The record is from RefSeq and is a predicted model, not a curated record. NCBI's taxonomy places the organism in Eukaryota, Fungi, Ascomycota, Eurotiomycetes, Eurotiales, Aspergillaceae.